AUGCGAAUCUUAAAGAUUUCGGCUCUGAAUUCCUAAUCUGAGGUGAAUGUAAAGAGAGGAGAGAGCAAAAAUGGGACUGAAGAAUCCAUACUUGUUCACUAUAUUGAUCCAGAUUAUGCAGGCAGGCAUGACCUUGCUCACCAAGGCUGCAUUCAAUGGAGGAAUGAAGAGUUUCAUCUUCAUCUUCUACCGGCAACUGGCUGGAACCAUCUUCUUGCUCCUGUUAUCUGCGAUGUUCGAAAGGAGAUCUGCAGCUCCGCUCACGUUCAUCAUUUUCUUCAAGAUAUCCACGCUUGCUUUCCUGGGUAUCAUGCUAGCUAUUAAUGUCUAUGGGAUUGUGCUCCUGUGUACCUUGGCUUCACUCGCGUCUGCAGCUAUUAACUGCGUACCAGUUACAACCUUCUUCUUCGCCGUUCUUCUCAGGAAGGAGAAGUUGAAUGUGAGGGAAAUAGCGGGAGUUGCAAAGCUUAGAGGAAGAACAAUUUGCAUGGGAGGAGUGGCCACCCUUGCGUUCUUCAAGGGACAAAUUCUAAACCCUCCUUUUGCCCUCCACAAUGCCCAACACCAACACCAACACCAACACCAUGUUUCAUCAUCCGGAAGCACAACAUGGAUCGUAGGUUGCUUCCCCUCUUUCAUUUCAGUCUCCUCCUGGGGCUUAUGGUAUGUUCUCCAGGUACCCCCAGCUUCUCACGAAGGAUUGUGA
Rhodamnia argentea is the source of this 706-nucleotide messenger RNA. Its product is annotated as WAT1-related protein At5g64700-like. Gene Ontology annotation, cellular component: plasma membrane. The transcript is spliced from 3 exons. Bases 71 to 706 code for a protein of 211 amino acids. Lineage: Eukaryota; Viridiplantae; Streptophyta; Magnoliopsida; Myrtales; Myrtaceae. Gene Ontology annotation, molecular function: transmembrane transporter activity. The record is from RefSeq and is a predicted model, not a curated record.